AUGACGUUUAGUGAGGUUAGUUGAAAAGUUGAAAUCGUACUUUAGGAGCACUGUGAACAAUGGCAAACGGAAUAUCUCCUACUUUGGCUAUUCGCUCAUCUACCGGAGUUGAGGUAUGGAAGUCGGAGGGAUUCAAGGCUCCGUAUGUUCCGGACACCGGAUUUGCUCGGGAUGAGAGCAAAUUAUGUCGUGCUAUUGUUUAUAGUCCUAAUGGUCGAUUUCUAGCAUGGGCCAACGGCACCACGGUUCAGAUCUGUACGGCUACCAACUGGAAAGUUUUGCACAAACUCCCGCGGCCAAAAGCUUUCUGCCUCAAAUUCUCACCCCGAAGCACCUAUUUGAUGACGUGGGAAAUCUACACAGAAAACUCAAAGGACGAGGUUAAAGAGAAGCCGAAUUUAUUCCUAUACGAUGUGGCCAGCGGACGAGAAGUGUUUUCAACAAUCCAAAAGCGUCAUGCUGAUUGGGAGAUGCAUUGGGCAGCGGACGAGAGUCUUGCUGCUUUGAUGGUCGGUGGUGAGGUGUUGUUCUAUGAGGUAAAACCAGAUGACGAUUUUCCUACGAAGCCUACCAAACGUCUUGGAGGAGCAAGGAAUGGAGGAGUUUCGGUGUCUCCUGGUCCAAGCCCACCGUAUGUAGCAUUCUACGUACCGGGUACAAAAGGAGCACCGUCAAUGUGUCGUCUUUUCCGCUAUCCAAAUCUGGAAGCAAAUCAACCAGUUGCAUCUAAAAGCUUUUUUCAGGCUGAUAAGGUUGAAAUGCUGUGGAAUCAAAAAGGUACCGGAGUAUUAUUGCUUACUAGUACAGAUGUCGAUCAAACUGGUGUAUCUUACUACGGAAAACAAGCGCUACAUUUCAUGACUGUCAAAGGAGACUCGUUUGCCGUUCAGCUCAAUACCGAAGGAUCGUUACAUGCCGUUGCAUGGAGCCCACGUUCAACUGAAUUCUGCGUUGUAUAUGGCUUCAUGCCGGCGAAAGCGACGUUGUUCAACUUGAAAUGCGACGUCGUUUUCGAUUUUGGAACCGGAAAUCGAAACUCCAUCUAUUACAAUGAAUUUGGCAAUCUGUUGGUGUUUGGUGGUUUUGGAAACUUACCGGGCUAUAUUGAAGUCUGGGAUCUAAACCAAAAGAAGCAGAUUACUGAGCUCAAAGCUCCUGAUACAACGUUACUUGAAUGGAAUCCAGUUGGAGACGUAUUCUUAACGGCGACGACUGCUCCAAGACUACGAAUGUCUAAUGGUUUCAAAAUCUGGCACCACACUGGCGCUUUGUUGCAUGAAACGCAUUGGCCUGAGAAGCAGGAACUGCUAGAAAUUAUCUGGCAAAAAUAUGCUCCAGGAACAUUAAAGGAAAACAAAGUAUCAAACGAAAAGAUUGAAGGCAUUGCAUCCAAAACACCUCAAGCUAGUAAGCAAAAGUAUGUGCCACCAGGAAUGCGUAAUAGUCUGAGCGCUGGCAGUGGGGAAACGGCUACGGCUGCUGCAACUGCACGAGCGCCUAUUCCGGGUCUUCCACCUGGUUACCGCUCCUCUGUACAACAGGCCAAGGACAAGAAACAGAAAAAUAAGAAUAAACCCAAACCCAACGAUGGAGCUGUCAGCCAAGGUAACAAUAUCAGAACAACUAAUGGACAACAGAACAACCGUGUCGUAUCUGCUGGAGCAAACAGUACGGCUGGCGGAAAUCUGGAGAAGAAAAGUCGUCCAAAAACAGUUCCGAAUCCGAAUCUGAAUUCAAUGGUCCAGGAAGAAACCAUAUCUUCGCAAGCUACACCAAAACAGGUUCAGAAAGGAAGCGGAGAUCCAGAAAAAGACAAAAAGAUUAAAACGAUUAACAAAAAACUAAAGGACAUCAAACUAUUGAAGGAGAAAAAUGAACGAGGCGAGAAACUUGAACAAACACAAAUUAUCAAGAUGAAUUCAGAAACCGAUCUUCUACAGGAAUUGAAAGCUUUGAAAACAUCGUAAACAUCCUUCCUUAUUUUCUUCUUUUCUCCUUGCAUAGCUGCAUCAACAUUCUUUUAAGAUUCAAGAACCAUUGAAUUUUUCAAAACACCCCAAACUUCAGCUAUACUUUCCUGAUACCACCUUAAUCAAAGUAAACAAAAAACUCAGAUUCCAACCAACUCCGUUAAAACCAAUCGAUUACAAAUAAACUUCAUUUCUAUGCAGUUUAGGCUAGUUUUCACUUAUUUUUUUUAUUGUUCAAGAAAUCAUAAAUUUCACAGUACCUUUCACAGGACAGAUUAAAACAAUAUUUGUGGAAAUUAUGACAAGCCGCAUAGAUUUGAAUACUGUUUGUAUAUAUUUGUGAUCGAAUGAAGAAAACUUGAUCUAACAUUGCUAAAAUCUGACGGGAAGAGAGUAUGUUUCUAAACAAUGAUGAAAAUGGCAUCGAAAAGUUUUGCAUAGUGCUAGUGUGAACUGCUGAAUUAUGUUGCUUUUCUGCUUAGAAACGGUUGCCUUUUAGAUUUAUUUAUUGGUUACCAAAUGCGUUCUAUUAUUGCAUAGUACACAAAAAGAAUCAGUUUCAGGUUGAUGAAAAAUAAACGAAAAGGAAAGACUUGGAAGACCUGCUUAAAUAUAUGAGAACAUAAAUCAUAAUUGAUAAUACCAUCAGCAACAUAACUACAAUUUUGACCAAUAAAAUCAUUCGAGUUGGAAACAAGGAA
Molecule: messenger RNA, 2671 nt
Organism: Ochlerotatus camptorhynchus
Lineage: Eukaryota; Metazoa; Arthropoda; Insecta; Diptera; Culicidae
Gene: eIF2A
Product: eukaryotic translation initiation factor 2A
Exons: 3
Coding region: 60-1967 (635 amino acids)
Biological process (GO): translational initiation
Cellular component (GO): cytosolic small ribosomal subunit
Molecular function (GO): mRNA binding; ribosome binding; tRNA binding
Source: RefSeq, a predicted model, not a curated record